UAAAGUGUGAAUGAGGAAGCAAGAAAUCAUUUUCUUUUAGCCUUAGGAAGAUGCUUAAAAAGGACAGUAUCACUCUGCCGGAGGUGAAAGAGAGCGAAGAGAGGGAAAGUGAGCUCAGAGAGCAAACACAGAGGACAGAGAUAUGGCCUGGGUUGCUUUUGAUAUCUGUUUGCUAAGCAUAUUUUUCCUUAUUACUCUGGAAAAAGGACAUACCACUGAAAAGGAUACCAGAGUGAUGGACGCUACAGCCCCAGGAGAUAUCAUCAUUGGAGGAAUUUUUCCCAUUCAUGAAGAUGUGGACAAAAAGAACUCUUUUGCACCUCAACCGCAGUCUUGUAUCAGGUUUGAUGAAAGAGGCCUGACGAAGGCUCUCGCUAUGAUCAAUGCUAUCGAGGUCAUGAAUAAGUCCCCUCUGCUUACUGCUGUAAACAUCACUCUGGGUUACCGGAUCCUGGACUCUUGCUCUGAUACCAGCACAGCUCUCAGAGCCACAGCAGACUUCAUGCAGCAGGCUGACUGCUACACAGAAAGCAACACUUCCACUUGUGGCCAGCCAGUCAUGACUGUUAUAGGUGGUUCCUCCUCUGAAAUAUCCAUUGCCAUUGCCAGGCAACUGACGCUCCAGAUGAUUCCUCAAAUCAGUUAUUCAUCAACUGCUGUCAUUCUCAGCGAUAAGAGCCGCUUCCCUGCCUUCAUGAGGACUGUGCCUAAUGAUAUACAUCAGACAGCUGCCAUGGUCAGUCUGCUCAGCACCUACAAGUGGAACUGGGUGGGAAUAAUUACCACAGAUGGAGAUUAUGGCCGAUCAGCUCUGGACCACUUUGUAACUCAGGCCUCAGAAAAGGGCAUCUGUGUGGCAUUCAAAUCAAUUCUACCUCAGUCUGUGACCAGUCAAGAUACCUACUCUGCUAUCAAGGACACUGCCACAAUCAUCAUCAACAAUCCCAAGGUGCAGGUCAUAGUGUCAUUUACCAGGCCAAAUCACAUGAAGUACCUUUACCAGGAACUUAAGGAGCAGACGCUGAGAGCAGGACAGACGAUGGAGUCAAUGAGAAGAGUCUGGGUGGCCAGUGACAGCUGGUCCUCCACCAGCUCUGUGGAAGGAAACCUAACUCUGAGGGACAUAGGACAAGUUGUGGGCUUCACCUUCAAAAGUGGAGAUUCAUCGUCAUUUGGGGAGUACCUGAGCAGGCUAGAGGCAGCUGGACAUGAAUACACAAGGAAUAACCCCUUCCUGCAGGAGUUCUUUAGGCAGCUAAAUGUCAAUAAUGGUUUUGGAGACACUGAACUGGUGUCUGAAGCUGUGACAAUGCUCAGAGAACAAACCAAUCCUGACGUCAUCUUCAGUAUUGAGAUGUCUGUGAGCGCCAUCGCUAAGGCUGUGGCAUCUGCCUGCAGGAGCCGAGACUGCAAAACACCAGGCAAAAUGCAACCCUGGGAGAUGCUGGAAACUCUGAAGAUGCAGGAGUUAAUACUUGGAGGAAAGAGCUAUAAGUUUGACAGCAGAGGUGACCUCAACCUGGGCUACGAUGUGACAAUGUGGUGGUCAGAUAGAGGGACUAUCCGGAUCCAUAAUGUUGUGGCUGAGUAUCACAUACACACCAACAACUUCACCCACAUCAACCACAGCACCACCCAGCAGUUCCAGGACCUGAGGAACAUCACCUCUAAAUGCACCAAAAGCUGCAUCCCUGGAGAGUUCAAAAAAACAUCUGAGGGUCAACAUACCUGCUGUUAUGAGUGCAUCAACUGUACUGAGAACUACUACUCUAAUAAGACAGAUAUGGACCAGUGCCUGAGCUGUGACAUAAACAGAGAGUGGUCAGCUGAGGGCAGCUCGAGCUGCACCCCAAAAGUCAUGAUCUUCUUCUCCUGGCAGGAUAGCUUUGCUGUGGUACUCCUUACCUUCUCUGCCCUAGGCAUCCUCCUGGCUCUAAUGGUGUCAGCUCUGUUUUUACAUCAGAGGGAAACUCCUGUAGUGAAGGCUGCUGGAGGGCCACUGAGCCAGGUCAUCCUCUUCUCUCUAGUCAUCAGUUACAUCAGUGCCGUGCUGUUUGUAGGUCGGCCUAACAGUCUCCAGUGUAAGGCUCGACAGGUGCUCUUUGGUAUCAGCUUCACUAUGUGUGUCUCCUGCAUACUGGUCAAGACCCUACAGAUCCUGCUGGCCUUCCAGUUGAACCCUGAGCUGCAGGUAGUACUGCGGAGAAUCUUCCAGCCUUAUGUCAUUGUAAGCAUCUGUGUGGCCUUGCAGGUAGUUACCUGCAUCUGCUGGCUGGUCAUCAAAAGUCCAUUUAAUGAAAUCAUAAGGCAACCAACCACUCUCCUGGAGGAAUGUCACGAGGGCUCAUACUUGGCAUUUGGGGUGAUGCUGGGCUACAUAGCUCUCCUAGCUUUUGUGUGUUUCAUCUGCGCCUUCAAAGGACGCAAACUUCCACAGUUCUACAAUGAGGCAAAGUUCAUCACCUUCAGUAUGCUCCUCUACCUUAUCUCGUGGAUGCUCUUUGUUCCUGUCUAUGUCACUACUUCAGGAGUGUACCUGUCAGCUGUGGAGAUGGUGGUUAUUCUCAUCUCCAACUAUGGCAUCCUGUGCUGUCAUUUCUUUCCAAAGUGCUAUAUAAUCCUUUUUAAGAAGGAACAAAACACCUUGAGUGCUUUCAGGAAGAAUUUGUAUGAAUAUUCCACCAAAACUUUAGAUUCUGUCUCUGUGUCUGGGAGUUCCAUGUCAGAGAAACAGUCCAGGAGUCAGCACCUCACCAGUGCUUUGUCACUAUCUGUACCUACAGCUAGUCCUUUCAAACCUGCAGUGGUGACACACUGCAGAGAUGGGACAAGCUGCGCAAGUUUUCAAAAAGGUUCAGCCCCAAUACACUUCUUCAGAAGAAGAAGCAGCAUAUAAAAGAUCUGAUAUUUCCUGGCCUGAUACUGAUACUGAUACCUGGGCCUUGAGUAUCCGCAAAUAGUACCUAUCUGAUAUCAGUUUAUUAUUAAAUAAAAAAUUAUUCAAAACAUAACAAGUUGAAAACAACAAUAUGUAAUCUGACAAAUGUAAAAAUAUUUACAGGUCUGAGAUUACCCCACUCAUAGAUGCAAUGACAUAAUAAUAAUAAUAAUAAUAAUAAUAAUAAUAAUAAUAAUAAUAAUAACAAUAAUAAUAAUAUCGGAUUUGGAUCCUGCAGCACUGGAGUCAGAGAUUUUAGCACUAGGGGAGAGAGAAAACACAGUUAAUGACAUGUAAUGUCAUCAACUGUAAUUGAUGAUGUUGUUGAUAGUGCAGCAGCCUCACUACGUUCCACACUUGACACUGUCGCCCCUCUGAAAAAGAAGACAGUCAAACAGAGGAGGAUAGCUCCAUGGUUUAAUGCACAGACACGUGCUU
Molecule: messenger RNA, 3376 nt
Organism: Scophthalmus maximus (turbot)
Lineage: Eukaryota; Metazoa; Chordata; Actinopteri; Pleuronectiformes; Scophthalmidae
Product: G-protein coupled receptor family C group 6 member A
Exons: 6
Coding region: 143-2896 (917 amino acids)
Biological process (GO): G protein-coupled receptor signaling pathway
Cellular component (GO): membrane
Molecular function (GO): G protein-coupled receptor activity
Source: RefSeq, a predicted model, not a curated record